Messenger RNA from Ostreococcus lucimarinus CCE9901, 531 nucleotides. RefSeq lists its product with no specific name. Bases 1 to 531 code for a protein of 176 amino acids. Gene Ontology annotation, molecular function: serine-type endopeptidase activity. NCBI's taxonomy places the organism in Eukaryota, Viridiplantae, Chlorophyta, Mamiellophyceae, Mamiellales, Bathycoccaceae. The record is from RefSeq and is a predicted model, not a curated record. The transcript has a single exon.
AUGACGCCGACGCUGCGCGGCGGCGCGCGCGACGCGCCGGGACCGUCGAGCGCGCGAGGAGGAUCCGGGACGGAGUACGUGCUCGCGCGAAGGCUGGCGCACCCGUUUCGGAGCGCCGCGAUCGGGGACGUGGUGGCGUUCGCGCACCCGAGCGACGCGACGCGAACGCUGAUACGACGCGUGAGCGCGACGGAGGGCGACGAACUCGUGGACGCGGCGAACGCGAGCGUGUACGUGGUGCCGAAGGAUCACGCGUGGGUGACGGCGGACGCGGACGCGGAGACGGAUUCGGCGAAGAGCGCGGGGAGACACGAGGACUCGCGGUCGUUCGGACCCGUGGACGCUUGGGCGUUGGAGUGGCGGGUGAUGUAUUCGAUGCGGAGCGCGGUGGAUCACGCGACGGUGGAGAACAGCGCGGCGGCGCGCGCGGCGGACGCGCCCGUGCUCGAGGCGGAGCUCGCGAACGCGAUGGAAGCGCUCGGGUGGGACGGCGAGGGCGAGGGCGAGGGCGAGGGCGGCGAGGGCGAUUAG